Messenger RNA from Panicum virgatum (switchgrass), 2901 nucleotides. Its product is annotated as probable alpha-mannosidase At5g66150. The coding region runs from base 1 to 2901 and encodes 966 amino acids. The record is from RefSeq and is a predicted model, not a curated record. Gene Ontology annotation, molecular function: alpha-mannosidase activity; carbohydrate binding. The transcript has 28 exons. NCBI's taxonomy places the organism in Eukaryota, Viridiplantae, Streptophyta, Magnoliopsida, Poales, Poaceae. Gene Ontology annotation, biological process: mannose metabolic process.
AUGGCGACGGCACUUCCGCUGCUGCUGGCGGUGAUCGCGGCGGCCGCGACGGCAAGGGGGGCAUCGGCAGCGAGGGCGAUCUCGAGCGCGGGAGCGGCGACGACGGCGGCGGGCGGCAAGCUGCAGGUGCACCUGGUGCCGCACUCGCACGACGACGUCGGCUGGCUCAAGACCGUCGACCAGUACUACCUGGGAUCCAACAACAGCAUCCAGAGGGCGUGCGUGAUGAACACGCUCGACUCCGUGGUGGACGCGCUCGCCAAGGACCCCGCCCGCAAGUUCGUCGUCGUCGAGCAGGCUUUCUUCCAAAGAUGGUGGGCAGAGAAAAGCCCAAACAUCCAAGUGAUAGUUCGCAAGCUGGUUGAUUCAGGCCAGCUAGAGUUCGUAAAUGGUGGAUGGUGCAUGCAUGAUGAAGCUGCAGUCCACUAUAUUGACAUGAUUGAUCAAACCACACUUGGUCACCGCAUGAUCAAGAAACAAUUCAAUAAGACUCCAAGGGCCGGCUGGCAAAUUGAUCCUUUUGGACAUUCUGCGGUUCAAGCUUACUUGCUGGGAGCAGAGCUUGGCUUUGAUUCUGUGCAUUUUGCAAGAAUUGAUUACCAAGAUAGGGAAAAGCGUAAAGCAGAUAAGGCCUUAGAGGUUAUAUGGCGUGGCUCAAGAACUUUCAGCUCAUCUUCACAGAUAUUUGCAAAUGUGUUUCCUAUCAAUUAUAGUCCUCCAAAUGGCUUUGGCUUCGAAAUUUUGGAUGAAAGUAUCAUGCCUGUCCAGGAUGACUUGAUGCUGUCUGAUUAUAAUGUCGAAGAACGAGUUAAUGAUUUUGUUGCCGCAGCCAUAACACAGGCAAAUGUUACUCGCACAAACCACAUAAUGUGGACCAUGGGGGAAGAUUUUAGUCAUCAGUAUGCAGAAUCUUGGUUUCGGAAUAUGGACAAACUUAUCUAUCAUGUGAACAAGGAUGGCCGAGUGCACGCAUUAUAUUCUACUCCAUCCAUCUACACAGAUGCAAAAUAUGCAUCAAAUAAAUCUUGGCCAGUAAAAUAUGACGAUUAUUUCCCCUAUGCUGAUGCAAAAAAUACAUACUGGACUGGGUACUAUACAAGCCGUCCAACUUUCAAACGAUAUGUUCGAGUGCACAGUGGAUAUUACCUGGCAGCACGUCAAAUAGAAUUUUUAGUGGGUAGAAGUUCCUUAGGAUUGUUCACUAGCAGCUUGGAAGACGCGAUAGGAAUUUCCCAGCAUCAUGAUGCUGUCUCAGGUACAGCAAAGCAACACACAACGGAUGAUUACUCGAGACGCCUUGCUCUCGGAGCAUCUAAGGUCGAGAAAGGUGUGAACAUUGCUCUGACCUGUCUAACAAGUUCCAAUGGAACAUGUCGGUCCUCAGUAGUAAAAUUUAGUCAGUGCCCUCUUCUCAAUAUAAGCUACUGCCCUUCAACUGAGGAAAAAAUUUCAGCAGUAAAGAGUUUAGUUGUAGUUGCCUACAACCCUCUUGGAUGGGAACGUAGUGGCUUCAUAAGGGUCCCGGUGAAUGAUGAAACCCUUGUUGUAAAAAGCUCUGAUGGAACUAUUGUUGAGUCACAACUAGUUGAGGUUGAUAACGUGACAAGCAACUUAAGGAAAUUUUAUUUGAAGGCUUAUCUUGGAAUUACAACAGACAGACCACCAAAGUAUUGGCUAGUAUUUCAAGCCCUUGUGCCACCAAUGGGGUGGAAUUCUUAUUACAUCUCAAGAUCCCCAGGAUACAAUAAUACCGGGUAUGUCUCGACCAUGGUUUCUCCUGGUAAUGAUAUGGUCGAAGUUGGACCCGGGCCUCUAAAGAUGUCCUUUUCAGCAGAAUCAGGGCAACUCAAGAGGAUAUUUAAUCCUGUAUCUGGAGUGGAUUUACCACUUCAACAAAGCUUUCUUUGGUAUAUAUCAAACGACGGUGAUACUGUGGAUUCACAGGCAUCUGGAGCAUAUAUAUUUAGACCUAAUGGUACUACACCAACCACUGUUUCAUCUUCGGUGCCGCUGAAAGUUAUCCAUGGACCUCUGGUUGAUGAAGUGCAUCAACAAUUCAACUCAUGGAUUUAUCAGGUUACACGACUCUACAAGAACAAGGAGCAUGCUGAAGUUGAAUACACGGUGAGAAACCACAGGGAAGAUUGGAACCUUGAAAUGACUGAACCGGUUGCAGGAAAUUACUAUCCGGUCAAUCUAGGAGCGUAUAUAGCAGACGAAAAAUAUGAGGUGUCUGUACUUGUGGACCGUGCUGUUGGAGCAUCAAGUAUUCACGAUGGUGAGCUAGAGAUCAUGCUACAUAGGCGUACAGUACGAGAUGAUGGCAAAGGUGUGGAUGAGCCACUAGGUGAAGUUGUUUGUCUGGAUGGAAGCUGCAAGGGGCUCACGGCCAGGGGAACAUACUAUGUUAAAGUUGACAAGCUAGGCCAUGGACCUCACUGGCGAAGAACAUAUGGCCAGCAAGUAUAUUCGCCCUAUCUUGUGGCUUUUGCUCAUGAGGAUGAGACAAAUUGGAAAUCCUAUAAUGUUGCCAGAGCAAGUAUGAUGGAUGCGAAUUACAGUCUUCCUAAUAAUGUUGCAAUUGUAACCUUGCAGAAUCUAGAUGAUGGUACGACAUUACUUCGCUUGGCCCAUCUUUUUCAGGCAGCAGAGGACCCUCAAUAUUCAGUUAUAGCAAAAGUUGAACUAAGAAAGGUGUUCGCAAAGAGAAGUAUCAAGGAGUUGACUGAGACUAACCUUUCUGCAAAUCAAAAGAAGUCAGACAUGAAGAAGCUCAACUGGAGGGUAGUUGGGGACACAAAUAGUGGUCUCACCCCAUUGAAGGGUGGCCCAGUUGACAGUCAAGCUCUUGUAGUUGAGUUGGGACCCAUGGAAAUACGCACUUUCUUGCUGAAGUUCUGA